UCCGUGAGUCGAGGUCACCAUUCCCUGGUUCUAUGUGAUUCCUAAACCCUCCUCGUCGCCGCUCGAGCUGGUGUCCCUCCCAUGGACGCGGACGCGGACGCAUCCCCAUCGCGGCCCUAAGGAGGAGGAAAAGAUACCUCCUCGUUUCUUCCUACGCAUGGCGGUCGCCUUCGUCCGAACCAUCUCGAGAAGAAGCCGCAGAUCUAUUCUUUCUCUCAGUUUCCACCUCUCGAAUCCUCGACCUUUUCCCCCGGCUUCUCCCAUCGCGCUGACCCCGAAGAACUAUUCAGGACCUGCCUUUGCCCCCUUCUGCGGAUUCCUCCGACCUCCGGCGCCGUGUCUUCGCUGCCCGCACCGUGGUCUAUGUGGAAUACCGCGCUCUAACGAUGACCUCAAAGUCGCUCCCUUGGUGCCCCCGGGUGACCCGCCGAAGAAAAAGGGCAAGAGCGCGAAGAAGAAAUCCAGGGUGGAUUUCACCAAGGUCGAUCCGACGCUGCUCCCAACUGUGAUGCUCGUCGGCCGGCCCAACGUCGGCAAGUCCGCCCUCUUCAACCGCUUGAUUCGGAGGAGGGAGGCCCUUGUUUACAACACUCCCGAUGAUCAUGUCACCCGAGACAUAAGAGAGGGCAUAGCCAAGUUGGGGGAUUUGAGAUUCCGUGUGUUGGAUUCGGCUGGGUUGGAGACGGCAGCGACUUCAGGUAGUAUUCUUCAUAGGACGACUGAGAUGACUGGGAACGUACUCGCGAGGACAAAAAUCGCAAUCUUUUUGAUAGAUGUGAGGGAUGGAUUGCAGCCGCUUGAUAUGGAAGUAGGAAAGUGGUUGCGGAAGCAUGGGCAUGGUAUUCAUACCAUUGUGGCCAUGAAUAAAUCCGAGUCACUUGAUGACCAAGGAUUGCUUACUGCAGAGGCCGGUCAAGCAUACACUUUAGGCUUUGGUGAUCCAAUUGCCAUAUCUGCGGAGACAGGUUUCGGGAUGGCUGAGCUAUAUGAAACUCUCUGUCCAUUGUUGGAGGAUUAUAUGCUUCAACUUCCCAGCGAUAAUCAUGCCCGAGAUGUUAUUUCAUCAGACGCAGAGGAUAACGGGGACUGCAAGUCACCUUUGCAACUUGCAAUUGUUGGACGGCCCAAUGUUGGAAAGUCUACCCUGCUAAAUGCAUUGUUACAAGAAGAGAGAGUUUUGGUUGGACCAGAGGCUGGUUUGACAAGGGAUUCAAUCAGAGCUCAUUUCAGAUUUGAAGAGCGAACUGUAUUUUUGGUUGACACUGCUGGUUGGUUACAGAGAUCAGGGAAAGAAAAGGGACCUGCCUCCUUGAGCGUUAUGCAAACAAGAAAAAAUCUUAUGAGGGCUCAUGUAAUAGCUGUAGUACUAGAUGCAGAGGAGAUUGCAAAAGCUAAGACCAGCAUGAAACAUUCUGAAGUUGUUAUUGCCCGCCAAGCAGUAGAAGAAGGCCGUGCUCUGGUUGUGAUUGUUAACAAGAUGGACUUGCUUAGGGGGAAACACAACUCAAUAUUGCGUGAGAAAGUCAUAAAGGCUGUUCCACAAGAAAUCCAGACAGUCCUACCACAGGUUACGGGAAUACCAGUGGUCUUUGUUUCAGCACUGGAGGGAAGGGGAAGGGUGGCUGUCAUGCAUCAGGUAGUGGACACAUAUCAAAAGUGGUGUUUAAGAUUACCCACAGCACGCCUUAAUCGCUGGUUGCGUAAGGUGAUGAGUCGGCACUCCUGGAAAGAUCAAGCAACCCAACCUAAGAUCAAGUACUUCACUCAGGUCAAGGCUCGCCCACCAACAUUUGUUGCAUUUUUGAGUGGGAAAACACACCUCGCAGACACAGAUAUUAGAUUUUUGACCAAGUCUCUGAAGGAGGAUUUUGAUCUUGGUGGGAUUCCAAUACGCAUCACACAACAUUCAGUCCCCAGAAAAGCAGAACUCAGCAAGAAGAGCAAGAAGCCAUCCACAAGGAUGAAUGCGAGAAUUUUAUCAGAAAAAAGAGUUGCUUCGACAGAACUUGUUUCUUCUUGAUGGGCUUUCUUCAAAGUCACCAAAUGGAACAGGCUUCCUUCCAGGAUCUUCAAGCUCUAAGAAAGGGCCGGAUGCUUUUGAAGUCCAAGACGAACUGAUUCUUAAUGUCACAACAAGGUAUAUGGACUGACUUCAAGUGUUUCUAGGAAUUCAGGUAAACCUGAAUCAUAAGUAUUUAGGUAAUACCAUCAUUCUUAGACUGGUGGUGCAUAGGCACUUGCAUUCUGUGGAGCCUUCUUUGGAUGUUAUUCUAUGCACACAGAUGAAAGUAGUAUACUUUCUGAUAUCAGAAAGGAUGCCCAAAAUUUUACUGUCUUGCUGUUUAUGGAGAUUUUAAUCUAUAUAGCUGAUGUUGCAAAGAUUCA
Molecule: messenger RNA, 2385 nt
Organism: Musa acuminata AAA Group (dessert banana)
Lineage: Eukaryota; Viridiplantae; Streptophyta; Magnoliopsida; Zingiberales; Musaceae
Exons: 9
Coding region: 158-2020 (620 amino acids)
Molecular function (GO): GTP binding
Source: RefSeq, a predicted model, not a curated record